AUGGAGUUGGAACGCGUCGAGGCGGUGAUGCGUCGCUUAAGCAUCAAUCAUGAGGCGGAGCCUCUCGCCGGAAAGGUCGUCAGCAUCAUCGUCGCCAUGAUAUCGGCCUGUCUCCUUGCUAGUCUUUUUGUGAUGAGAUGGACAUCAGUGAAGGACUGGAAGGCAUUACCGUGGACGAUGUGGCUGGUUGUACUCAUCUACUUCUUCUCCUUUCUGUUUGUAUUCGGCACUUCAAUCCUACAAUUUGGAUUCGGAGCCGAUCUGAACUUCGACACUUGUUCCGCCGCGACACUUUUCUGUUUGGGGGCAUAUGUGUCUACCAAGUUCAUCUACCUCUUCAUGGUUGAUAGGGCACACAUCAUUAGACAAACGAGGAAAAGGCGCUUAAAGUCGAAACUCUAUCUUUUCAACUCAUUCGGCAUGUUGGGCGUGUUCGUCCUGGUUGUUAUCAUGAACUUUAUUUUCCGAAUUACUCAUUUCGAGAAUGGCAUCUGCAUUAUUGGGAUGGAACAGCCAGUGUUGCUGCCACUCAUCUCUUUCGACGCAGCUGUGAAUGUUUAUCUCACAAUUUUGUUUUUACUUCCUUUACUGAGUCUACACUCCGUGAAGUACAAUUUCUGGAAGCCAUGGACAUUGGACUGGCGUAAUCGUCGUAUCCCCAGAGCUCCACCCAAUGUUCGGCUACGAAAACUCGUGAUACGCACUUUCAUUGGUUCUUGCUGCACUCUUGUUAGUAGUGUGACAAAUCUGAGUGUUCUCAUGGCUUUGAAUGGGGAGGUGGCAUGGCUGUGCUUGCUAUGCUGCAACACCGAUAUAUUUUUCUCGGCCCUGGUCAUCAACUGGAUUACAUCACCUAGCCAGGAGUCAACCUUACGAACCCUGACACGACCAUCGCGCGGCAUAUCCACACUAAGGGAUGAUGCCGUUACUAUUCCGCUUGAUCCCGACGGCAACAGCACGAGCACGAGAAAGAGUUGGGAGCAGAGGCGAUCAAAAACACCGACAACAAUCGGCCUCGAAACAGCAGAAGCACCUGAUGACGCCGAUACAGAACUAGGCGAGCGCUGCGUGCGAGACGACGACGAAGCUGACGCAGAUCAGGCAUUUGAGAGGGAAGGGAGGCACUUGGGCGAUGAAGACGAUAUUGAAAUAAGUGCCGCCGAAUUACGAGGUGCCCAGGCAUGA
This is a messenger RNA of Colletotrichum costaricense, 1185 nucleotides long. RefSeq lists its product as uncharacterized. Bases 1 to 1185 code for a protein of 394 amino acids. The record is from RefSeq and is a predicted model, not a curated record. The transcript has 11 exons. Lineage: Eukaryota; Fungi; Ascomycota; Sordariomycetes; Glomerellales; Glomerellaceae.